Messenger RNA from Bombyx mori (domestic silkworm), 18985 nucleotides. RefSeq names its product succinate dehydrogenase assembly factor 3, mitochondrial (gene Sdhaf3). Gene Ontology annotation, cellular component: mitochondrion; mitochondrial intermembrane space. The coding region runs from base 130 to 537 and encodes 135 amino acids. The record is from RefSeq and is a predicted model, not a curated record. Lineage: Eukaryota; Metazoa; Arthropoda; Insecta; Lepidoptera; Bombycidae. Gene Ontology annotation, biological process: mitochondrial respiratory chain complex II assembly; succinate metabolic process. The transcript has 3 exons.
AUAAUCUAUGUCAUCAUGUAAUCCAAUGUUUUUCUUUCUUUUAAUUAUUUAUUAUUUAUAUUUAUUUUGAAUAAAAAUAUGUAUACUAUCGUGUAUUGUUAAUCGUACAGUAACCGGAGUCUUCAAGCAAUGGCUACAAGGAUGUCAUCACCCGAACAUGUGUCGCGGGUUCGCCGGCUCUACAAAUUGAUCUUCCGGGUUCACCGGGGCUUGCCGCCCGAACUCCGUGUCCUGGGAGACAACUACGCCAGGGACGAGUUCAAGCGACACAAAAAAUGUAAUAAGGACGAGGCUAAGAUUUUUCUCAACGAAUGGACGGACUACGCCAUUAACCUUGCCAAGCAGAUGAAGCCGCUGCACCAAGCCAAGAACAAAAUGGUCGGUGAGUACUUAGAUCCGAGCCUUCUAGACCACAUGAGCGAUGAACAGAUUGUUCAGUUGUACGAACUCCAUAAGGCGGCGUCAUCGGAGCCUGAUAAGGAGUCAUCGGAAUCUAGUUUCCAUGGCGACGGCGCGCAGCAUGUGCCGUCGCGUUGAAGGCUCUGCUUCGUUUCCCGUACAACUCACGAUCCAACGCGCUGCAACAACCCAGCGCUGGCGACGCUUCAAAGGUCUCGCCUUUAAGUUUUCACCGUUUUUUUUGUUACUAUGGCGGAUUUAAUUUCAAAAAACAUUUUUUUUUAAUCAUUUCUUUUUAAGCUGUCUUCGGGCACAUUUAGUUAUGUAGUUUCAACUAAGUUCUAAGGUCAAUCCUAUAAAAAUGACCGUCUAUUUCUAUCUUUAACAUGGGUUUCUAUUUUACAUUUCGCCGAUACUGUAAGAUGUAAUAUAAACUGUAAAAUAACGUAACUUUGAUAUUUAUGCGUACCCUCCCGAGAAUGUUGUCAAGACUGAACCUGUUUUCUGACUGAAAAUUUCUUUAACUAGUCCGUUUAGGCUUUUCCUAGCUAUUCGUAUACGCCUCUUAGGCAUCCCCCAAUAUUUUGCAGUUUGUAUUUAAGAAAACUUAAACAAAGGCUGGUCAGAAUGCAGGUUUAAGUAUUAUUAUUACGUAAAAUCCUGUGCAGUGAGAAAAUAGUUAUCGAGUAGUUUUUACGACUUCUUCUCUACUUUUUUACUUCUCAUAUAGUUAUUUUUUAAAUAUUUUCUUGUAUUUUUUAACUGUCUAUAUUUACGAGUACUUUCGGAACAAUCGCUAACUGUAUUUACGAUGUAAAGCAACAUUCAGGUAUCAUUAAUUACAUAAAUGAAUGAAGGAGUUUCUGAAAACCCAUCUAUACAGAGUAACAUUCAUGUUUUAUUUCGAACCCGUGUACCUUACGUAAAUAUAGGCCAGUUUCUUUUUUUAUAUAUUUACUAUUACUAUUACGUCAUUAGAUAGACUUUAAACAAUUCAGUAAUAUUUUUGUAUUUCGGUAUCAUUCAAAAGGUGUCUGCAACAUUAGCCAACUGUUUAACAGUCUUAUUUCUUGAACCAAAGGAUUUUUUUACCGUUCAUUUGAUGAACUGAAAACUAUUUUGUCUCAUAUAAUUCCCACGGAGCGUCGAUAUAAAUCUAAUGUUCGAAUCUUAGGAGCAUUGCAAUUUUGUUGAAAAGUACGCCGAUAGGAAAGAAAUGUUCCUAAAUGGGAAACCGUACAUCCUAUAUAGGAAAACGCUUUCCUGUCUCGUAGGAAAAACGAUGUCCUAUUAGAAAGCGUAAAGCUAAAAGACUAAACCGAUAAGUCUUUAGAGAUUCAGGGGUAAAUUAACACAACGAAUCUUGCACGUUCGUUGCAACAAAUGAGACUUGGACUAGCCGGGUUGUCAUUCAAAACUGUAGGGUAGCUUCCACUGCGCAGAUGUUAAAACACUGGUAGUGGAAUCACAGAAUAGAACACAGAAUGUCGACUGGAAACAGGGCGGACAAAAAUACUGUCAGCCCCGGCGUUACGGUCGGCCGAAGAUUUCUUUAUCUGUUCUGUGGUGAUUUUUUAGAGACUUAAUGACUACUAGCCAUCAUGUACCUUAUAAGGUGUCUUGGGAGUGAUCUACCGGACACCUGGGAUCAUCGUCAGAUUUACACGACAGCAGCUAAUUUUAUUUUAUUUAAGCAGUAACUUAAAUAUAUUCACUUAUAAUGUAUAAUGCGUGGUCUUUGUCCCCGUGGUAUCCUGAAAGCGUAACACUGUGAUUUCAGAAUUUCCGACAACACGUUACCAAUGUGUAUUAUAAAGGCGAUGGUUGCCGAUGUUACUUAAGCUGAUAAAAUCGUGUGGUUUACUCAUCUCCCUUAGACAUUAAAAUCCCUUUUAGAAUUUGUUUACUUUCAGACCUUAAUAAAUGCACUCUGUAGCGGAACUGAAACUUUUUAAUUUUAUUAUUUGACAUUGUCUAUUUCAAUAUAAUAUCUCUAAACAGUUGUUAGGCCCACCAGCGAAAAGUACCUAUCUAGAUUAGGAAUACACCAUAAAGUAUAUAUUUAUCGUAAUUAUCCAUUUAGCAAAGACAUAUACAUAUAUUUGAGAUUAUUACAAGUGCUACUACCGUACCUUCUUAAAAUAGUGAAUCAUAAUAUAUACUUUUGAGUAUUGACAGAACGUGUCAAUAUCAAUCGUACAGCAGUGCCUUUUAAUAUAGGCCUAGGAAAUCGUUGACUAAUUGAUAAUAAUAAUAAUAUGUAUUAUUUUGUACAAAACAUAUAUUAUUGAACAGUUAUUAAAUACAGAUGUUUAAAUAAAAAUUCGGUCUUGUAAAUAAACUUGUACAGUAUUAGUUUAUAACCCAAACAGCGCGACAGUACAUAUAUUCCGUAUUUACUUCGACUUAAGAAUUAAUCAUGUUAUAAUAUAUUCAUUCUGUAUGAUAAAAAAAAACCUUAUAUAUUUUUAUAUUGAUAUGAUUAUAAUAGUAGAUUUUGUAUAAAUAAUCAGCAGAACAGUAACAUUCAGUAGUGAAAACCGAAAUCAGCACUCUAUAUUUAUAGUAUGUACAUAUUAUUUUAGACCACUUGUAAAGAUUAAUAAAUAGCCUAAUAGUAUUUACUUAUAUGAAGAUAACUUUUAUGUAAAAACACCUGUAAAGUAAAAUUGCAUAUAAAAAUCAGUACUAAAAUAUUAGCAAUAUAUUAUUAAUUAUAAACGAUAUGUAUCCGCGUAAAUAGAUUUAUUUGUAAAUUAUUAUCAGCCUAAAUUACUUAGUAAAUAAACUCGCAUAACAACUGUUUAAAGGCAUUUCCUAAAAAGUUUUCAAUAGCUCUCUUAAAUAGAUGGCCGCUAUCUUGAAAACAAAUUAAAAAUAAUAAUAGUAUCUCCCAUAAAAAUAACGUUCAAGUAAACCACCAAACAGCUCCAAAGGUAUACCAUCUUCCUCAUCACUUCAUCUCACUGUUACGAAAAUAUCAAAACAGUUCAAUCGUAUACGAUCUGACGAGAGCCACACAAAGGCCUGCAUUCACGUUUUACAUCUAGUUUUAGCUGCUAUUACAUCUAGACUAGAAGAUUCUAGAAUAGCGUACAGCAUUAUGCUGUCGAUUCUUAGAGAUCUCAUUAAGUCUUCGUGUACAUUACCAUUCGAUUUUCAUCAUAUGUCUAUAACGUCUGCAGUGCAGUAUUGUAGGCAUUAAGUGAAAACUUAAAGCCGAAAACUCACUAGCAGUUUCGGACGGUAUGGUGAUUUCGGCGGGGUUCUACGUGCACUUCUUUGAUUCUUCACGAGUCAUUGAUGUACCCAGUGAACUAUAAGUGGUUAGUCAGACGGUGAUCUUUUUAACGAGUGUGAUUCGCGUGCGGAUCAUACGUUGACCUGUGGUACGACUGUUGAGUCGUGUCUGAGUAAGAGGUCGGAGAAGACGGAUUGCACCUUAACCCAAGCAUUUGGGUUGAGGUUACAGGAAGAUUCAAUACCACCAGCAAAGUACCUAUUAUAUGUAGCAGUAUUUAAUAUCGCAUAGAUAUUAAAUACUGAACCAGAGUCCUCUCGUAAAUUAGACGACUUUGGCGAUUUUUUCGUAUUUUUUCGAAGUUUAUUAGUUAAUGCCUUUACAAAGGGUGUUUUCUAAUGUUCGAAUAAAUUUCAAAUUCCGAUGUAUCUCUUUGCACAUAUAAAACAUUUCGUUCAUUAAUACCGUAAUACUAUUUGGAUUCUUGUAAUUUUGAAUAAUCAUAAUUUCUUCUGUAUCGCUCAUUCACAAGUAUGAUACAUCAUAGCGCACACAUGUAUCAUAUUUGUUUCUGAUGUUAUAUUUUAUGUGCAAAGUAUCGAAUACGCACCUUAGAUUUGAACUAAAAUAUAUUUCGACGCUCCGAUUUCUUAGUUUUAAGCUGUGUGGUCUAUUCAAAGACAUUAAAUAUCCACUUUCAGUGUUAAAUGUACUACAUAUUAAUCUACAUACGUGCGCAAUUAGAUGUACCUAGUUAGGUGGGAUAUGUAAUUCGAUAACAUUUAACUGUAGUUUUAAACUAUAUUGUGGUUAGAAUGCAACCUUCGUAAUUCGCUCAUAUAAUAGAAACAUUCAAUACUCAACGUACCUACUAUAUACUAUACGUGCCAUCGAAAAAUAAACGAGUCAGUGAAAGUAAGUAUACACAUUCGGCCUUUUGUAACAGACCGAUCGAAACGGUAAGGAUGUUAUUAAGAGAUGCGGAGUAAUGACGGCAUUGAUGACGUAUUGUAUACGUAUAUGGUUUAAUUUUUUUUUUCAAUCGUGAACUAUUCCUUCUCCCCUCAUAUUGUAAAGAUUACGAAAUUUUGUUAGUACUCAUUGAUAUAAAUAGUUCCGGAAUCUCCCCUUUGUUUAACAGUGUUGGUGUUAACUGUUGAGAGUUUGUUACAACGUUACGUUACGUUUUUUUUUUUUUUUUACGAAAAUGACGUGUUGCCUUGUAUUCGUUGAUAUUGUAAAUGUUUAUAUCUUCCACCACCAAGAAUUCACACAGUCAGUCUUGACCAGCAGUCGGCACCGCAAACUGAAACACUAAAGGCGUACAAAUGUUUAAAUUUAAAUUUCUUCUCCUUCUGUACCUCCCGUGCGGUUCGAAUGGUAAAAACGAUUUUCUAAUAUUAAAAACACAUUCGGGAUUCCACGCUCCGUCAGUGAACACAUACAUAAAAUCAUCGCGCGUUCAUUGUGAUUCUUACACGACAUGCAGUAGACUGUAAACUUAGAAUAAGCGUUAAAGUUUCAAAAUUCUAUCGUAAGUGUUGUAUAGUGUUUAAUGCUUAAUAGAUGCUGCUAUACUCUUACUUAUUUGCGAUUUAUUAGUUAAGGAACGUAGAACCUAUGUCUGUUUCGGGUUAGAUGUAAUUGUUAGACUACGGUGGCGUCGUCCGGGAAAAUUUAUUUGUAAGGAAAUUUCAGGUAAAAUUUUAACGUAAGCUUAAUUCUUAUAACUUUGUUUCUAUACUAUUAACAGUGAGUUAAUUUAACCUUGCUAAUUUAAACACACACAUUAACUAUAAAUUCGAAAUUUCAUACGGAUAAGCACAAAUCGAGAACAUUUUAGAUUUGUUAAAAAAGUAUCAAGUUGUCCUGUGAGUCUCAAGUUGUUCGGUGAUUGCUUAGUCUCUACACAUCAAUGAUCACUUGAUACUAGAAACGCCGUACGGUCAUCUACCAAUUUACAGAAAUAAGAGAACAUAUUUAAAAAAAAAGUUGAUCUUUUUAAAGAAAAUAACCGUUAUUACCAUGUAAAAUUAAGUUUAAAUCACAAAAUUUUAACGUACACUCUAUGAUUCAGACCACAAAAUAAACGCCAACCAUUAAUAACGAACGUCAUAGGAAACUCACAACUGUGGUCCUUGAUCACGUAUAUUUGAUUAAUACAGAUCUGUAUGCAAUAUUAAAGUACUGACAACAAAUACCAAGACGUGCGAGUUAGAAAUUAGCUCACUGUGUAAUUAAUAUCUUAUACGGCACGCUUUUUUGUGGUGCAAAACAAACUGCACCUUUCUCGUCUGAUAUAGCAAUAAUAAUCGUAAGUGUUCGAUCGUUAAAAUUAUUGAAGUAGCAUUGUGGGUGUGAGAAUUGGGAUUCAACAUAUUCAUAGAAAAUCAAAUAAUAAAAUUGAAGUCAUCCAAAUCAAUUCUCAUUAAAUUAAAGGAAUUCAGUUAUCAACAGGCAAUGCGCCGUCGUGAACGGUAUCUACAAAUUAUUUGGAAUCUUAUCCGCAGAUGUAAUGAGACUCGUUUGAUUGUUUCGUAGUCGCCUACGUGUAGGAGAAAAUAUAUAUGACUAAUUAUUUCCUAAUUAGAUUGGAACCUUUGGAAAAAUGCUCUCUAAUCAAACUGAGAAAUUGGAUGAAUACGUUAUUCAUUUGACUAUUUCUAUUAAAAUUCACUGAACGAAUUGAACACAUUUCGCAAUAGUGUAGGACGUCCGAUUGCGACUUUAAAGAUAAAUCACUAUUUAUAUUUUCUUUUGGAUAUUAUGAAUUAUAAAGUCUAAGUCAAGUCGUGUUUUUAGUUCGCGUUCAAGCAAAACCGACGUGGUAUUUGUGAGAGAGAUACUCGUUACUACUAUCUAAAUAAAUGAAUGUUUAAACAUCUAAUAUUGCUGUGUAUAUGGUUCGCAAGGGAUUGUUUCUAUCCGGACCGAAGUACCAGUUUAUUUCUGAUCUUCUUUUAAAGUAUCUGUGGGUAGUCGUGUUACAAAAUACUUAAAGACAUCUUCAACCACAACUAUGUUACAAUAUAGAUGAAAAAUUAUAUUGUUUUCUUUUUUGACUUUCAAUAUUGUAUUCAUCCCUGGGUACUAUUUUGUUUUUAUAAUUAUUAUAAUUUAUAUUGGAACAUAGAUGUGGCAUAAAAAAAAGACCUAUCAAUUUAGUCUGGACAUGGCAACCUACACAUGUUUUAAAAUGGUCAAAAUGGUAACCAUAUUUAACAUCUCAGAAAUAAUACUGACAGUGAGUAAUAUUCGACAGUGGGUUUAGUUGUAGGAGCGGGUUGUCUGGUACCAUAACUUUCUCUGAAUUUCGAUGCGCUUGGAAAACAAUAUUUGAUACGAAGAUGAAUAUGAUUAAAAAAUCAUAGUACUAUUUACGCAUCUAAAUUAAGAGGAACAUGCAUUUCUUUUUCAUGUUAUUCAAACUACGAAAUAUUUUUUUUUUAGAUUGAAUAAUAGAAAAAGUAUCUCUUUGCAAUUUUGAGGUUUGAAAAAGGUUUAAUGUUUGAGGGGUAUUAUUGUUUUAGCGCGAUCUAAAAUCACAUGAGUUGACUUUCUUUUUAUAAAAUCAAUGCAAUUUCUCAGUACCAAAAAAGAUAGAUUUAUCACUGGUGUCUUUUUUUUGUUAACAUUCAAAUAAUCAAAAGUCUUAAUCAAAUAAAACGAUUCGGCCUAAUAAAUAUUUUUAGUCACCAUUUAUUUAUACAUAUUCAUUUAGCAUCUUUUACCGAUAUUGGUUGAAAUAGAUCAUCGUUCGUAUAUCUCAUUUCGAAAAACAUUUGACCAAAGGUUGCUUUCUAAUUAUUUUGUUGGUAAAGCUUAAGAUCAGUUCUGUCAUACGACUCGUAUCGUUAUGACAUGACUCACUCUCGUGGUAUUGAAAAUGAGGUCCGAUUUACGAGAGAAACACUUAUUCGUCAGAAAAGAAUUCGUCAAAAACCUUGAUACUAGAACGCUCUCCAAACACGAUAGAGAUGUAGAACUUAAAUUGUCUCCUGAAUAACAAGUAGUGGCAACCGUCGAGAUUUUCGAUCGAGUCUUGCUCAGAUCUUAUUAUUCGUGCUGUCCAGUAAAGAGAUUCACUUGCGUCAUCCAACUCGCACUUUGGAACAGUGUUACUUCUUAUUCAGCAAUAAUUUGGUUAGCUUUUUAUUCCUAAGCGUAGAUCUUAGAUCUAGAUUUCAUAUAGUUCGGAAACACUAUUAUUAUGUACGUUUACUUCUUUAGGAAUAGAUUUUUCGUAAUUUGGCAAUACUAUAUAGCUUAACUACCCACUUCUCGAUGGAUCUUGAUAUAGCUUGUCUCCGCAUCGAUGUGUUUUAGUAAUAUAUUUUUUUCAUAAUUGUUAGAUUUAGCCGUUUAUGAAGUUAAUAUAUGUAAAUGAAUAGAAGUUUCAUUUACUUGAGAUAGGUCAUAUUACCAACUAAAUGACAGGAUGUUAUGCGGAAACUUCGUUGGAAUAAAAAUAAGGAUAACCCGUUUAUGUAGGCGUGGUAGAUGUCGCAUUAAUUUUUAAGAAUGUUGUUAUUUCUAUUAGAUGAUUGAAUGUCUUGUUACUUCUAUUAAAUACUUUAUUCCAUUGUUACAUAUUAGUUACGUUUCCCGAUGCGUUUAAAUAUAAGAAAAAAAAAAUACGCGAGUUAAUUGACUUGUUAUUUCGAAAUCAGUUAAAUUUGUCGUUGAAAUUAUUAGAUUCCUUCACGUUGGGAAAUUGUACGGUUAUUCCGUUUUGGAUGUUCGUGUUUGUUGGCAGUGUUCAAUAUAUUUGUUUCUACUUAAAUUGAUACGGGACUUAGUUAACUGUUGUGGAGUCGUGUUGUAGUUGUGUUUAUUGUUGUGCGAUCGUUAACGGAACAAAACCGGGCGUGUCCCUAUUCAAAGAUAUAUUUUUCUACUGUCGCGUUUAACUAUAAAUUUUAAUUUGGUCGUUCAUAAUAAUCACGGUGUUUCGAUAGCAGUAGGCAGCGGCUUGGCUCUGCUCCUGGCAUUGCUGAAGUCCAUGGGCGACGGUAACCACUUACCAUCAGGUGGGCCGUACGCUCGUCUGCCUACAUGUGCCAUAAAAAAAAUUAUUGAUGUUGUCUUGGAGCAGUUGAUCGUUGUUAUAAGUGGAUACGUCUAGUUUUGUUCUAACCGAUCGAUCUAGUUACGUUGUGAAUGAAAUUUUAAACGAUCGUUAGUUGUUAAUGAACAUUGUUAUCGACGUUGUCAGGUUUAUGCGCCGUAAUAAAUUUAAGUUAUAUAAGUUUUAGGAUAAGCGUUGUAUAUAUUCCGAUGGUCGUCAUACCAAUCGGCAACGAGCAUACAUGCAAUAAAUAGUUAAAGAUUUGAUGCGUGUACUAUGGAUGCCCAUAGUGCUACUUAAUUUAAGAAACUUAUUUAGAAUAGCCUGAAGCUAGAUGUGCUGUAUGAAAAACUCUAAAGUUACGGUUACAUUGUUCGUGUAGUUAAUGAACAAUUUUACUAAUACUAAUAUUCAACAGGCUAAAGACAUGAUAUCACCGUGGAAUACAUUUAAUCCAAUUUCUCGAGUUAUGACCAUUUUGCAGCUGAAAUAUCUGGUUGCUUAUUUUGCGAAAUUAUUGUCAAGAUCCUAUCUAUUCCAUCGAAAAUAUUGAAAUCGAACAUACUGCCAGACUUUAGGCUUUCAUACAGCAUAUUGUAAUUGUUUAGAUAAUUGAGUGUUGUUAGCCUUUAAGAACUCUUACCUCACUAGUUAUGGUUUUAAAUAAGAAAAGAUCAUAAUUAUAUGAAACUACUUACCUAGCAUGGAUACUUACUUCCAAUUUAACGCGUAAGUUAAGCUUUGAUGAACACCACUAUUUAGGUUAAAAAUAACUCCCAUUAAAAUCAUCAAAAUCUUAUUAUGGUCUUUAACGUAUAAGUACAAUCAAAUUAUUUUUCAUUCGAAUAUCAAGUGUCUUCCCAGAGAAAUAUCUCUCGAUUAUUGCGGAAUAUAUUUUUAAAUCUCUCUUCAAUCGUUUUAGUUACACGUGUAGUAUUUCAUUACGGGUCCCCUUCUAAUUAAUCGAAAUUACUUAUUCCUAAUAACAGUACGAACUGGUGGUAGGGUGUCUUGUAAGCCCGCGCGGGUAGGUACCACCAUCCUGCUCGUUUUGCCGGACGCAGUAACGCUUUCCGGCAAAAAGAGUAGGACAGCCGUUAGACUAUACAACCGAGACUUAGACCUCAUGUCUCGAGCUGGGUGGCGGCAUUCACGUAGUGAUGUCCACGAGCUCCGCUAAAGCACUUAACAUCAGGCGCGUUGUGAGCUCGUUCCCCCAUUAACGCAAUAAAAAAGGGAUUUUCUAUGAACCACAUCACACGAUUUCUCAAUUCAAAUUGAUUAAUUGUCUUAUAUGUUAGUUAACCUUUUGACGUUCUUCCUCUUAUACUUAAGUGUGUUCAAGUUGACGGGAUAAGACAGUCCCUUCAAAUUGCCUUCUAUUAAUACCUCAUGAAGAGAUAUAUAAAGAGAUCUAUUUAACGUUAUAAAAAAUAUCCAACGGGAUGACAUUAACACCUCUGCAGUAGUUGGCGAUAAUUAAAGAUUUAUAUUGACGUAAUUUUAUGAUAUCUGUAUUUAUAACAUCAACGAUGCAGAUAACGAGAUAAAAGCUUUCACAUCCGUUUAAAAUUUGGCGUUCAUUUGGUUAACUGACUUUUGAGUAUUAAUUGUGUAAACGAUCAUCACAAUUUUUUACCUAUUGGAUUAUUAUUUUUUAACUAAUUAAAACUAAACUUUUGGUAAGCUAAGUUCAUGAUAAUUAUACUUUAACGUAACCUGAGCACCUCAUAAUUAUUUUUAAUUUCAAUUAGUACUAGUAUAGGAUAAUUAGAUUUAUAAUUUGCAUAAUCCCGGUGGCGACUACGCCAUUCGGUUACGAGCAUACACGCAAUAAUAGUUAAAAAAUACAUUCCCAUGAGCUGCGAUCAUCGCAGUCCCAUGGUUGAUUCUUAUUUGGCUUUAGAUUUAAUCGAUGUGUUAGAAGUUAUUAAUUGUUAAGUGUAAGACGAGAUUCGUUUUAGGAUUGAUUUUCUGUGAUAUAGCUUUCUAUUUUACAAUCUAGAAUUUUUAUUAUCUUCGGUGAAUUAACUUUCUUUUAUAUAAUUCGUUUAGGGUGUUCAUUUUGUGUAUCGCAUUUUCAUUAAAGUUUAGAGUUAAUUUGAGAACAUUUACUUUUGGAGGCAGGCGCGUUCUUAGUUCAACUUUCGUGGUAUCCAAUAGUUUAAAUCUUGAAUUCUUAAUUUCAUUUUCAAUUCAUAUAAAUUUAUAGAAAUAGUCCCCGUAUGAUUGGUCUGAUUUUAUCGUCUCACACUUUAAUAUAUAGUUUAGGGAAGUAAAUGCGUCGGUAGAUGUUGGUUUAUUGCUAUGUAUUAUAUGUUGUCGAAAGAAUAAUGCUGCCUUUUAUAUGAGACUAUGUUAGAAAUACACGUAAGAGUCUAUUGAUAUAUAUAUUAUAUAAUAAAAGAUAUAUACGAUUUCACCGUGAUGCCACUACCGCGACACAGCCUCCUUAGAUAUUAAGUAAAUGUCUAAAAUUAAAUUGAUGUUGUAACGUGUGUCUUGAUGUGUCUUGUAGUAUAUAGGUUAGAUUUGUGUCGCAGUGUAACCAUUAGUUAUUAAGUUAAUAGUUGGGCCUAUAGAUGGGAAAAUCGCGAUCGAUGUCACCAUCAUCUUUGGAUGUUCUAAAUUUUAUAUAAUGUAGAUGUUUAAUUAGUUUUUGGGAUGUUUUUUUUUUGUUGGUCAUACUUCGGAAACGGGGUUCUAGUUGAAUUUCCAAAGUUUACAGUUUCAUGGCACUACUAGAUUUCGUAGGUGUUUUAAUAUUAGAAUGAAUAACGUGACUAUAUGAUCUUUCCGCGUUUAAUAUCUAUUCUGUAGAGCUUGACUUGUUUGUUGUUACCAUUGUGGGCAGACGAGCACACGGCCUACCUGAUGGUAAAUGGUUACCUUCGUUCAUCGACAUCAGCACUGCCAUUAGUAAAGCUAAGCCGCUCGCUGCCCAUUGAAAUUUACGCGUUACCAAUCUACAAUCAUCACGAAUGAGUGCAUAAUAAUAUAUAAUAAUAUAAACUUUCGUUCCGCCUUUCGCCUCAACAACAACUUUUACUGUUUCAUAAUAAAAUGCAUAAUAUAUUUUUUUUUAUUAUAUUAUUAUCAUCAUUUUACUACGCGCAUCACAAAUUAUUAGGUUAGUUUAUGUAUUAGAUGUUGGAAGUAGAAAACUUUGUAUAUAUCCGAUGGUGGAGCAAACCAUUCGGCCAACGAGCAUGUAUGCAAUAAAUAGCUUAGUUUAACAUUAUUAUGUGCUAUGGUUACCCAUAGUGCAGCUUAGGGUUACUUUUUACUGUGUUUAAUAUAAAUUGACGACAAGUCGAGUUAUUGAUAUAAGUUAGUGUGUUAGUUAAUUUCUCUUCUCUAACGUAGGACUGCGUGACGACACCUCCGAUAGGGAUACGAUAUUACCGUGUUUCUAUUCAAAGUCGGAUUUGAAGAAUUUGCAUUAGAAACAGUAUGUUAUAUUGUCCCUAAAUUACUACUUUUCCAGUAUCCCUUUGUCACAUGUGACUGCUUUCCGCGCACUAAAUAUAAUCUCUUUCGUAAUGUGUAAUUCGUUGUUGUCAUCCACACAUCUAAGCUGGACGUAUUCUCGUCACAUCCGACCUGGUGGCGUUCGAAAUUAUUUAACAUAAAAUUAAAAAGACAUACAUCACGCCGUUUCGUCUUCACGUCCCGUCCUACGUUAUUGAACAGAAUAUGAAUGUCAGACGCAGCAUAAUAUAAGGUUAUUCGUAUCACAUAAGUACCUCAGAAAUAUAAUAAGCCGAAAAAUGAUAUACCUCAAACCGCGUCACAACCUCAUUAGUUGUAAUUUUUAGGCUUGAUAAGUGUUUUAAUAUAGUAAGGUGGUUGGUUAGUUUUGCCAUUAAUUAAAUCACCGAAGUGCUAUGUGCAUGCAGGAUAUCUAAUUUUGCAUCAAUCCUCAAUGUGGCCUGAGAAACUAUUUAUUUAUUUAUUUGUUUAUUAAGUAGUGAAUUUUUUUAUUUAUUUAAAGAGGAACUGGUAAUUAUGUUUAGUUAUUAUAUUUAAAUGUUACCAAAUUUUUCAACAAUUUCUCCCCUUACAAUUAGUUUUAAAACCCUAGUGUAAUUUGUAGUAUAUAAGCUAUAAUAUAUAAAAAUGCAGAUGAGAGAAAAAUAGAUAAGUAAAAUCGUGUACGUAAUCUAAAUAAAAAGUUAAAAAUUCAGAAAAGCAAAAAAAAAUAUAUAAAAAAUCGUAAAAACAAAAAAAAAAUAUAGAUUUAAUUUGGUAGUUUUAACAAGAGUCCUGUUAUUGAGGCAUCCGUAUCUUGAGUUCUGCAAGACUUUAUUCUAACCAUAUGAUAGCCAAUUAAGCUUGGGAUCGCUUUGACAUUUGCUGUAUGCGUUUAGGACGGUAGACAAAUCAAUAAUAUACUCAAUUAAUUCAGCACAACCUGAUUAAUGUUUUCCACAAAAUAUACUUCAUGUUGCUUGCUCAAGGUACCUCAGUGCGAAUGCCUCAGUAACAGAAAUUCUUUUGGGUAGUUUCGUUAGUAAAAUUUCGCAGUUUCAUCGAAAUGUGAGAUUGCAACGCACGGAAGUAAGGCAAAUAGCUUUUAGUAUACCCAUAUACGUUUAAAAUUUAUUUUUACUAUAAAAUAAAAAGAAUAAAUAAAAAAAAAAUUUAAAAGAAUAUAAAGUAAAAAAAAAUCUAAAUAAUAUUACUAAAAGAAAAGAAAAAAUAUUAAAAUAAAAUAAAGUAAAAAAAAAAAACAAAAAAGAAAAAAAUGUUAAAAAAAAGUAGUUUUAGUAUGUUUAGUACUUAGUGUUUAGUAGUAGUGUUUGAUGUUGAUGUCAUUAACUUAAGAACUUAACUUGUUAGGGAGCAUCGUAUACAAAGAGAAACAUCCAAUCCAAUAAUGACUAUAGUCUUUUUUGUUGUAAAAACACCCAGAUAUCGUUUCGACGGCCGAAUAUUUCACAAUGGCCGGUACUUUUGCCCACCAAUGCUUCCUUACAAGUAGUUCUAGUGAUAAUUUCGCAAAUUAUGUCGUAAUAUAACAUAGUUCAUAGUGAUUGGUCUUAUCGAUAAGAAGCGGGAUAUAAAAAAAAAGAAGUAAAGAAGUACUCUAUUAGUUGUUAAGCGGGCAAAAUUUAUUUUAGUAAUAAUAGUAAAUUAAAAGCGAAAAAAAAAUAAAAAUUAAAAGGAAACGCGAAAAAAAAUUAAAAAGGGAAAAAAUUAAAAAAAAAUUAUAAAGGGAAAAAUAAAAAAAAAAUUAUAAAGGGAAAAAUUAAAAAAAAAAAUUAGAUUUAAAAAUAGUCGAUAGGUUUCGGUAACUCUGUCGCGAGACAUCUGUUAGUGGGGCGUGUAAAGAGAGAGAUACAAUUAAUUUCAACUAAACUUUCAAUAUAGUCUAUAGUCGUCUGUUGUUACUACAACUGUAAAAUAGGAAUUUGGCAAGUAAUUAAUAAAGGGUAAGAAACAUUUCUAAUUAAUAUAAUUGUGCCUCACUAAGAGAGGUUCUUGAGAUAGUUCGGUAAUUAUAUUUGAAGAUAAACAGAAGAAGCAGUUAAAUGUCAUUUCGUCGUAUAAUCUUAAGAAUAUAGUAAGUGGGCUAAACGGAGCAUUCUGAACAAUUUAUGACAGAUUCGUACAUAAUGAUUUCAUCAUGUUUUUUUAUUAUUUAAUUAAUGACGGAAAAAAUUGCAUAAAAACAAAAAAAUAUAUAGUUAUAAGCUGUUUUGAAGUUACGUGUCGCGUUUAGAAUUAAUUGUACUUCAGGAAGUCUAGUUUGUACUUAAGAAUGGCAAAAUAAUAUGUAAAUUAGUAUAUAAAAAAAAACAAAAAAAUAAAAAAAAAAUUAAAAAUAAAAACGAUAAAAAAAACAUUAAAAUUAAAAAUGAAAACAAUAAAAAAAAACAUUAAAAUUAACAAAAAACGAAAAAAAAAACAGCUUAGGGAUAAUUUAAUGCAUAGCUUUUGAUUUUAUUUAAGUAAGAUCCGUGAGGCCUUUAAGUAAAUAGUUGAAAAUAACCUCUUUUAGAUCAAAUCGACCUAAUGAAGAAUUCGAAAUCGUUCACAUUAAUAUGAAAAACACACAUUUUUCAAAUACCCUCAGGCUUGCGGCUGGACUCUUGUAUUUUUAUUAUCACCUGUGUGGUUCCCGGGUAAGAAUAGGACCACUCCAUCUCAUCCCGUGGAUGUCGUAAGAGGCGACUAAGGGAAUAAAUGUUAAUGAGCAUCUAAGUCAGGUGGGAGGAUCCUUGAGUGCUGGGUCCGAGUAGUUCAGUACCACCGUCUUACUCUUGUAUUGCGACACACAAUCUUGUGUUCUCGCAGGUAAUAUAAGGUAAGAUAUCUACUAAACGACGUGCACUCGAGGUAUUAAAACUUUUACCUCAAAGGGCGAUGCGUCUGUCUUCAUUUCAUUAUGAUGUUUUUUUUUUAUUUAAUUUUUUAAAGACGCAUUCUAGAACAUAACGAUCUGUUCUACGCACGCCACCGAUUUUUUAUGUUUGUUGUUUGUUUUACGGGGGAUUACGAGUGUUCAGAAGAAGAAUAAAUCUCCUUCUGUGGGAACGGGGGACGGUUAGAAAGGUGGAUGGUUUCUAGUUUAGUUGCGGGCCUGAGUUUUACUUCUGUCUAUAUGUUCAAUUGUGUUUUGAUUUUUGGUCUAUUCGAUUUAUUGUUAAGAUUUAAUAUAAGAUUUAAGACACAUAAAAUAUAAAAAAAGCAUAAAAUAGAUGAAAUUAUUAUCCAUAUUCCAUAAAAUUGCAAUUAACAUCAGUUGCGAAAACAUCUUAAGGAGUUACUUUUUCUUUUUCUGUAUGUUGUAAGGUUCUACGUGUAAGACUAGUUUAUAAGGUACUUUCGGCUUUUCUACCUCAUAAUGAUAAGUAAAUUAUAAAAUUAAUGAUAAUCACUGCCUCGUUCACGGCCCUUACGUUUUAGUCGGUUUCGGAUUUUGAAGGACAUACACCCGUUAUUUUAAGAUCGGAUAGAGAUAUUAGCAAUUAGAUUAACGAACCGAAUACCUCAAAUUUUGCUUGCACUAGUGAUACAGAUUAGAGGUAGAUAACCGUCGAAGUAAGGUGUAGCGAUAAGCGUUUGUUGUGUGUUGUAUGUUGGUUCUGGUAUCGGAAAUGUUAAUAUGGCGCAUAGACUUAAGUGUUAAAAUUGUUAAAAUGUUGGUAUAUAACGUUGUUGACAGAUGAGUGUUUUCGAAUCGUUGGCUACGCGCUGUUCCUUCAAUAAUCUCUUUUCUAACUGAUGUCUUCGAUGGUUAUUCCUCAUUCGUUUCUAAAUUAAAAAUUGAAAAAAAAAAACAAAAAAUUCCCUUAAUCCGUUGAUACUUGUUAAGUUUGUGCGCGUGCCAUAGAUUCCUUAUCUCCGGUAAUUAUGUUAAAGUUGUAGUAGCAUCGCUAUACCCGACCGCGCUGUCCGAUGCAUCUGAAGUGUUUCGGGCUUUAAGCGGAUUUAAAGUUCGAAACAGGUCGUUAUAUCGCGAUCGGUCCGGUAUGUAUGCUAACGUGUCACGCACUGUGUCAGGUUGUGGAGUGUCGGGUGAACUUUUCUGGAGUUUUAAUAGUUUAAUACGGAUCCAUUUUAAUAGCACUCCUGAUUCGAAGUCAAUUUGUAUGUAUUUUCUUUAACUAGACUAUCGAAUAUAAUCGUUUUUUUUAAAAAGAUAUUUGUCGGUUUUCUUGACCUCAUUAACUUCAAUAUCGUCAUCACCGAAAACUUUAGACUCCGUUAGACUUCAGCGCUCCGAUUAUGUUCUCACUAAAUGACGUGGCACAGUGAGUGUUAAUCUGUUAUACGGUAAUCGUUUUUGAUUGAUUUAACAUACACCGUUUGAAAUCCACGAAAUAAGGUUUUCUUGUAAUUCUAGUUUAAUAGUUUCCACUCCUGCAUCCGAUUUAUAUGUACUUACGUUAGUUAGUUUUGUGACAUUUCAUUCAGGUGAUCUUCAAUCCUGUUUCAAUUAACCAAUUCGUUCUCGAUAAUGCCGUCAUUACUUUACGUAUCUUAAUUUCAACCCAUAAAUAAUAUGGGUGAAGUGCAUUUGGCGGAGGAAGUUAAGCUUCCGAAUGUUGUCAUCUUGGUAUUGUCGUAAUCUGAGACGAUGCAGAAGUUCGAUAUGCAAAUGAGCGACGGAGAGAGUUGAAUAAGCUCGACCGGACCGGCACCUCCGUUACGAUAAAGAUAUUACUGCCGGUUGGAUGCGGUGAUAGUAUACCAUCUUAAAUGGCCGGAAUUGUUGGUCUGUCUGUUCUUAUCACGGCCCGUGAAUGUUGUACCUGGGACGUUAAAUCUUGAACGGUUACGAGGUGGUAGGGCGUUUGAUGAAGGACCCGAUCGGGUGGGUAGCACUGUCCGAGCCCUAGCCCUCCGAUACAGGCUUGUGUUGGUGAGCAUUGGGAUUCGGUUGCAUGCGCAUCAUGGACAAGGACAUAUUAACCAUGAUUCAUACAUCAAGGACCGCCCGUCUCAGUCCUAAGUAAAGAGCGAAUAGCUCGUUUUGUAAGAUCAAUCCAAUAUGACUCUCAUAUUGUGACGGUAUGAUAACUCAGGAGAAUGUAAACAUCUAAUCGACUUAGAGUAAAAAUGUAAUAAUUUUUACAAGGUCAAUAGGAAGUGAGUAUGUAGGAGGCCUCUGUGAGUCCAGACGGUCUAAAAGAGUUUUUAACAACUUAUGAAGUAGGAACGUUGACUCGUAAAUUUUUCGAUGGCUUCUUCAAUAUUUGUGCAGUCUUAAUAUUACUUGUAUUCAUCCAGUACUAGUAGUUGUAAGGUGUUAGAUUUAAAAAAGAAAAAAAAACUGUAGUUUUUAUAAACUGUCAUUUUUUUGCAUUCUGUGUAAAUAAUUAUCGUUUUCGGUACUUUAUACAAACGUAUUUUGUAAAACGAUGGAUUUAUACAGUUUUUAUUCUAUAUAAGUCAUUUUUAUUAUUAUAAUUUACGGUUUUCAUUACCUAGUAAUCAUGUUUCUCAUUUUAACUAUAUUGAUUUUAUAUUUUUUGUGUCUGAUUGAGCGUCUGUUACAUCGAAGAGUAUAUUGUAAUCGUUUUCGAGAGAUACUGAUCAUGAAAAUGAUAUAAAGAGCAUUGUAAUGAAACGCCCGUGUUCGCUGGGCUUGGGAGACGGAUCGGCGCUUCAAUCAGAUAUUCGUAAGGUUUUUCAUUUGUGUUUUUUAUAAUGUCUUUUUUAGUUUUUUUUAAUAUAAAUACUUAUCUUAAUGUAACCACAUUCAUUAAUCCAUGUAAAGAACCUGUGCAAGAGAACGACCCGUGAAUGAACACAGUACAUAUGAAAUACUUAUCAGUGUGUGUGUGUCUUUUUAACAUCGAUUCAAUUUAAGAACGUAAUCACAUUAAAAAAAAAGAAGAAAAAAAACAUCCUUGCCGAAUUUUUCGUCACCGAAAAACAUCGCGACAAGAGAAGCUUUGCACGCUCGAGAAGUUAAUUGGAGAUCAUUUUUUUCGAAAUAGUAUUUCGUCUAAGAGCAGCAUCGAACAGAUUCAAAGUUAGAGAUUACAUCGAACGCUUCAUCGAGUCUUAACAAAGUUUUGAAAGCACAAUACACCGAUAGUGUUUGGUUACGGCGUAAAUAUUGGCAAAGCGCAUUUCGAUUGAGGCAGGGUCGUUCGCUAGCGCAGUUCGUUUGUAAUCUUUAUAGUGUAAGCUGUUUAUGGAUAUGCACAAUAUUGUAUCGGUAUUGCAUUAAUCAAACUAAUACUGCUUUCAUAUGAUAGGGCGAUAGGGACUGUCAAGGAUUCGGAAUGGAGUCGUUUGGACAUGGAAGGCAUAACGGCGCGUCUAUGAAAGCAGUUUAAAUGUCUAUUCAGUAAAUAAAUGUAUGUUGUAGACUAUUACUAUAUAAUCGAGUGUCAGCUACCAGCACUCAGGCAAGUUAAACUGAGCGAACAAUAAAAAUAUACGUAUAAAUUGAGAUUGUAUAAAAACAUCUUGAAUGUCUGCGGGCUCUCGUUUAACUGAAUUUUGUAAUGAUUGCAAUAAAAUUGUCUCCGAAAGGAAUAAAGAAUGAUAAUUAAAAACAAAAGGAUAAUGUGAUCAAAGGAAUCUUAUAAAGUUUGAUUUAAAAAAUAAAAAAAGAUAAAAGGUAAAUUUUACUAAAGCGUUUCUGGAGAGUGCUGGAGCUAUUUAUUAUUAGUAAUUACAUAUUUAACUUUGUCGUAAACUCUGAAAUUGCAUGUGGUAAUAUUAAUCUUUCGGUGUCAACAUUCAUGUUUAUAAAUGUUUUUGCGUAUCAACCAAAAAAAAUAAUAAAAAAACCAAUGAAAAUGUAAAAUAAA